This is a messenger RNA of Anopheles gambiae (African malaria mosquito), 4898 nucleotides long. RefSeq names its product zinc finger protein 37. The coding region runs from base 99 to 2177 and encodes 692 amino acids. Gene Ontology annotation, cellular component: nucleus. The transcript is spliced from 4 exons. Lineage: Eukaryota; Metazoa; Arthropoda; Insecta; Diptera; Culicidae. Gene Ontology annotation, molecular function: zinc ion binding. The record is from RefSeq and is a predicted model, not a curated record.
UUCAAUUUGUCAGCAAUGACAAUAAUAAACAUAGAAGCUGUUUGCGAAAGACGGCUUUCCUGCAUGUUGUUUGUUGUGUUUUCAAAAUUUACUUCCAAAUGGAACCUCUCUACUUAAAAGCAUGCCGAAUGUGCAUGUGCUAUAGACAUCUUAAACCAUUGGAUUCGGAAAUGGUACGAAAAAUAGGAUCCUGCUUCGGUAUAAUGAUCAACCUUGAGGAUAGAACGUUACCCCUCGGUAUCUGUCGAAAAUGUACAAAAAAAGUUAUCCAGGCCAAGAAAUAUCGCGAUUUCUAUCUGUCAGUGCAGACGAAGUUGUUUGUAAAACGCUCAAACCACUUUCUUCGUAUAGACCGACAACCAUUGGUUGAAGUUAUUUUGAGGCGGAAUGAAUCUCCACGAUACAUCUAUCCUUCGGGCCGGCGAGUACAAGACAGAAUGCGGGAGGAAAAGCGAACAAAAGCCCGACCAAGCUCGGAAAGCAAAACAGACCCUCAGAACAAUGCAUCUGGAAACAAUAAUGCUUCAGUGAAUAGAUUACAAUCUCCUACCACUUCUUCUGCCAUUGCAACAAGCCAUUGUCCCCCAGAAGUAGAAUCGACUGCUGUUCCUCGUCAACGUACAACCUCAACUGAUGAAGUUGCUAACCAAAGCCAUUCGCCUUCCCCUGUACUUAAUUUUUCAAAUUCAAAUGCUCCGCCUCCCGCUGCUAUUACAUUAGUUGUAACCACACCUGAGGAGGUGACAAUGAACGGUUUGGACGAUCCAGCAGUUAAGGAGGAUUUCGAAGCAACCGAACACGAUAACAAUUCGGAAAAAGAAUCUUUUUCUAUUGAAAAAUUGGAAACAGAAUCAGACAUCCAAUCGCAAGAUGAUACGGAAAAUGUUGAUGAUUCGGCCACGUUUUAUGAGGAGCAGAAAAUCUAUCCCACCGAAGAGUUGGAGGAAGUACUUCAAGAUCAAAACAUGGAAGAUCCCGAGGAACAUAUGGAAGCAGAGUACCUUAAUCAACACGAGCUUAGCGCUGGGGAUGGCUUAGAUUCGGAACACCAUCUGACACAGGAACAGUACGAUUCGACUGAAAUAGAAGUGCUAGAGGCAAGUGAAGCAAUUGAAUCCGUCAUUCCCGGCAAUGAAAAUACUGGUUAUAAUGUUCAAGAUACACGGCGACGCAGGCGAAGUAAAAUCUCGGGUAGAGAACUUUACAAGUCGCUGCUGACUGAAUGCAACAUAUGCGGUAAAAUGAUUGAACGCAACCGCUUAGAGGGGCACAUCAAUCGACAUUCGGGACGUCGCCCGUAUGCGUGCCACAUAGAAGGAUGUUCUUCGCGGUUUCACUGUAAGCAUGCCUGCCGUUUGCACGUUCGCUGUCGGCAUGGAUCGGAAUCGUUCACAUGUACCGAAUGUGGAAAGGUAUACAAAGCGCGGCGCGAUUUACUGGGACACAUCAGAGAAACCCAUGUUGAGCCGAGAUUUCAAUGUGACGUUUGUGGGAAAAAAUUUACAACCAGGUCUCGACUGAAGCAGCAUAGCUUUUAUCACACAGGAGAGAGGAACUAUCCGUGCCGUGUGUGCGAGAUGCGCUUUUUCAGCAAUUUUCAGCUCAAAGUUCAUAUGAGAACACAUACAAAAUCUUUCCCAUACAAGUGUUCCGUUUGCAACAAGCGCUUUCGUUAUCGUCACAUGGCAAAAGAACACAUUGUAAAAGAUCAUGGGAUAGAUAUCUCGUUGCAAAAGGAUUGGGUCAUACAGUACCCUGAACCAGAUCCGGAGGAAGUGGAGGUGAUAAACGAAGAGGAAAACAUCAUUCAAUACAACAUUCAGCGUCUCGAGGAAACAGAAGAUGAAGAUAAUACGCUGGGGGAAGGUGCAGAUUCGGCCACCGUAUCUUUGAAAAUCGAUAAUACAGACGAAUACCAGAUUCCAACCAGCAUGAACAGUUCCGAAAGGACAGCUAAUAAGGAAGCAGGGCAUUUUGCUACCACCAAAAGUCUACGCCCAUCCAUCUUCUGCAAGUCAACUCAGAUCCUGGCAUACACUGAUGAUAUAGACAUCAUUGGUAUGCGGCUCUCCGAUGUACGAUGGGAUCGAGCAGGCGGCAGAGCACCUCAGAUUGCAGAUAAACGAGGCAAAGACCAAACUGAUGGUGGCAACAUCAGCGGCCCUACCAAUAACUAAUCCAACCCUACGUAGGCGUGACGUUCAGAUAGGUGAAUGCACUUUUGAAGUUGUCCCAGAAUUCACCCGUAUGUGUGGAAAGAUAAUGCAGGAGCCGCUAUAAAGAGGGGCUAUACGAGAUGUACGGCGAGCCCAUUGUCCUGCAGCGUAUCAAGCUUGCCAGGCGGCUGUGGGCAGGCCAUUUUGAACGCAUAUAAACGGACGACCCAGCCCGUAAAGUCUUUAGGCCGUCCACAAGGACAGAGGAAGUGUGGUAGGUCCAAACUGAGGUGGCAAGAUAGCGUAGAGGCGUCCACCAUUAAGGCCAGGAUAAUGGACUGGCAGACGAAGGCGCGAGACCGUGAGCGGUUUCGGACACUCCUGAGGCAGGCCUAGACCAAAGCGGUUAUAGCGUCGGAUAAGUAAGUAAAAUCACUUAGACAUAUAGUUUUAAAUUAAGCAAGAACUUCUCUUUUAACAACAUCACGUCAUUUUAAUGUAACAGAAAGUAAUUGAAAUUCUUCUUCUUCUUUGGCUCAACAACCGUUGUCGGUCAAGGCCUGCCUGUACCACUAGUGGGCUUUGGCUUUCAGUGACUAAUUGAUUUCCCCCCAUAGCAAGAUAGUCAAUCCUACGUAUGGCGGCACGGUCUAUUUGGGGAUCGAACCCAUGACGGGCAUGUUGUUAAGUCGUACGAGCUGACGACUCUACUACGAGACCGGCUCUAAUUGAAAUUAACUUGUCUUAAUUUCAUAAACGAUUAAUAUAAUUCAUAGACCAGGGAAUAUAAGGGAAGGCAGGUAAAGACGGACACGUUAAUGAAAAUGACAAAAAUCUAAGGAUGUACAUAAGCAACUACCAUGGAAAUGUGCAUACUCUAUGUUACACUCAUGUUUUAUCAGGAAAUAUGUUGAUACUUGUAAGUUUUUAUCGAAUUUUAUGUUUUUUUUUCAUGAAUUAAAAACAUGUUUUUUCGUACAGUUUUACAAUGUUCGGGUAAAACUGACACUUGAUAUGGGAUUAAUGGACACCAUGAAGGGUAAGAUCACUUGUACAAAACGUUGGAAAUUGAAAAGGUUUAUAAUAUUUUAACAUAUCGCAUUGCUUUCCACGUCUUGGUACAUACAUAAACCAAUUCUUAGCCAAUGACAACGACGGUUCAUUCAGCCGUGAAUUUAGGAAUUGUAAGCACCGCUUGCAACAUAUCGUAGAAUGCAAAAUCUAAGACAUUUUUUAAAUAUCGGGCACUAACAGCUGACAGCUUCUCCAGCUUACAGAACAACAAACUAGAAUUUCCCUUUAGGAAAUUACUUCGCGGAGAGCUCCAUGCUUUUUCUAGUUGCUGGAUGGUUUAUCCUUAUUUAAGGUAUUUGAUGAGAUCUGUUCAUCGCCAGUUGUUUUAAGAAGUAAAUUAAAUAAACAAAUCUGGUGUCCAUCUUUCUCUACGACAGAGUGUCCGUCUUUCCCGCUUUGGUGUCAGGAUGUUAAAAAGAAACAAGAUUGGUUUGGUGUUAAAAAGAAACAACGACCAGCUGAAAACAAGAUUUUUUAUUUAUUUCAUUCUCGUUCUUUCGCCAGUUGUUUGCUUAAUAAUCACGAUACAUUAAAAGAUUGGAGCUUAAGAUCUGCAGUAGUAUAAUUAGAACGAUCAGGGACCACACGAUUGAAUUAUUCUAAAAUUAUUUUUUUCAUGAAUUAUUGAGAAGUGUCCAUCUUACCCGUAGUGUCCGUCUUCGUUUGCAUUUUUCGUUUGCAUCUGAGACAUUACAUUCGAUUUCACACGCUAAAAAAUGGUAUUACUUGGUUAUAUUGGUGCACCUGAAACACUCCAAUAAAGUGUUUAUGUACCACGUCAAACAUCCAGAUUUCGUCCUUUGUUGCUUGUAGAUCAUCAAAAUGCUCGUUAUGCUUUUCACGAUCCUAUCAACUGUAUGUCCCAGUUUUUUAAAAUAAAAUGUUUAAUAUUUGACCGCAUUACCCGACCAAACCUGCACAUUCUUCUUCUCUUUGGCGUAACGACCUACGUGGUCAUUUCGUCUUGUUGAGACUUCCAAGAUUUAGUCGGAUAUUCCUGCCUUGCUAUGGGGAGACGGUCCGGUUUAAAUCGAUUCCGCUUUCCAAAUUUAACGCAGCUACUGCAAAAUCCAAACAUAGCUGAAAACGAUUCAGUCGUAGUUGAAAACGAUUCAGACGUAAUUGAUUGCGAUCCAUUCUCAUGGAUUGUGAUUCAUAGCAACUGGAUGAAGAUUCAAAGGAAAGUGAGAACAGGAGAAAUUAUCUAGGUAUGUUUUGACUUGACUUCAAUGAAUGGUUUGAGGGGCUUCAAAACUGAGCACUUAGAGCAGAGUAGUAUUAGUGUAUAUUUAUCUUUACUGAACUGAUAAUAUAACUAAAAUUUAAAACCAUUAUUAAUCCAAUUUAUGCUGAUAAGUUGAUUCGAAAUACAAAUACUGGCAGAAACUAAAAUAUGAAAUAGGAGUUUUUGGGAAAAAUAGAGAAUUUUUUCCCAUUUGAAGAUGUAAGCUAGUUUUACAGUUAAGUUUAUAAGUAUUAGUUAAGCUAUUUGUCUAGACCUGCGGAGGUCCGACAAUAGAUCCAAUUAUAUUAAAUUAAAUGAUGCUAACUAAAACAUAUUAUUGCAUAACAUUCAUAAAUGCUUCAAAAUAAGUUUAUGAGCGGUGGGAAAGCGUGGCGUCAAAAUUCCCCCAAAAAAAUAAAACUCUCCACCAUUUGAAAACCGCU